Molecule: messenger RNA, 7761 nt
Organism: Gigantopelta aegis
Lineage: Eukaryota; Metazoa; Mollusca; Gastropoda; Neomphalida; Peltospiridae
Exons: 16
Coding region: 88-3633 (1181 amino acids)
Biological process (GO): protein phosphorylation
Molecular function (GO): ATP binding; protein kinase activity
Source: RefSeq, a predicted model, not a curated record
AAAUCUUCAUCUGGACAACAAGGAAUAAACGUUUGUCGUCUUCUGAUAACAGCACAGUGACUUAAUGUCUGAUCUAACACACAGAUAAUGGCAGCAAGACAAACUGAAGAAACCAAGGGUGGAGAGAUUAGAAAAAUACCUGCGAAAGAAAUCACAUAUGAUGAAACCCCAAUUGGCCGUGGAGGUUACGGUUAUGUAUACCGUGGAACACAUGCUGAGUUGGGCAUGGUCGCAAUUAAAACCAUGAUAACUGAUGGCAUUCUACCAGCACGCCAUCAGCGUGUGUUUAAGAGUGAGGCGAAGGCACUGUGGGAGAUGAGUCACCCGUCGGUGGUGCGUCUGCUCGGAUUGAUCAUGGAGAAGAACAACUACUCCCUCGUCCUCGAGUACAUGCACUUCGGCAGCCUGUCGUCAUUCCGCGCAGACUUCCCCCAUGUGAGCUCGUCUCUCAUCAUCAGCAUCGUCCGCGAUGUCGUCCUGGGAAUGGACUUCCUGCACUCACAGGUUCCCCCCGUUCUGCACCUUGACAUGAAGUCGGACAAUAUUCUCAUCAACCGCCAAAUACGCGCCAAGAUAACUGAUUUUGGUUUGGCUCAGUGGAAAACAAUGACCCGGUCAAUAACACAGAGUCAGAAAACUACCGAAGGUAUAAGUCGAAAGGGUACCGUGACUCACGUACCCCCUGAAGUGUGGAACAAUGUGAACACCCCACCCAACAAGGCCUAUGACAUCUAUGGCUUUGGGAUCGUUGUUUGGGAGGCAAUAACAGGAAGCAGACCAUUUGGAAACACCAGUGAUGACAUCAUCCCCAAAGCUGUUCUCAGUGGUCAGCGGCCAGACAUGACCAUCAUUCCCAAGGACUGUCCAGCCAAACUGACCAGCAUCAUGACGGAAUGUUGGAGCCAGAAGCCAGAUGCACGGCCUGAUUUCUCAUCGUUGAAAGCACAAGUGAAUAUACUCUUUGAGUCCUUUGCACAUGUUCUGCCAAAAGAUUUACAAGAUUUGGAAAAGGCUAUCGGAGAUCUUUACCAACCCGAAGACAUUGGCGGGGAUACGCUUGGGACAAGUGAGUCUGAGACAUUGUAUGACAUCGUAACUAAAAUCAACCCAGCCAGCAGUACUGCAGCACCUUCUGAUGUUGAAAUGGUAGAUGCUCAACCGCAACCGUCUACUUCCACCGACACUACACCGUCUGCUUCAUCGGUCAACCAGGCUUCACCCAAGUCAACCGAAGUCAGUGGUCAAGCAACACCUACCACUGAAUCUCAAAAUCAGUCAACAAGUACCACCACCACCACCACGGAUAAUCAAACUAAUCCGAAUGUGUCUGAUUCUUCUGGGUUGUCACCUGACCAGAAGAAAGCAGUGAAGCGGGUGUUGAGAGACCCAGUUGCCAUGCUACUCAUGCACAGAGAUCCAUCCCUGUGUCACAGCAUCUACCACAUCAACAGCAUCACACAGAAGCAGCUGAAAAAUCCAGGCUUUCUGUUGAAACUAAUGGAGGAAGAUCCCGAAUUAAAAAUGGACUUGAUGAAACGAGGUACCGAGUACUUGGGCUGGCUUUUUAAUCCAAUGGACAUGAAAGAAGAGAUUCGUAGAAACAGGCCACGACACGUUGCCAAGCCAGAGGUUGCGGAGAAAAUGAAAAAUCUGAAGAAGGAGAGAGAGAAACGUGAAAAAGAAGAGAUUGGUUCUCGAGGGCCAGAACUGAUGAUGGGAGGUGGUCGACACAUAAUGAUGGGUGGACUUUCACACUUGUUCAAUUAUCCCUCUUCAAGGAGGUACCCAAGAUCAUUUAAUGAUUUAGAUGAUGAUUCUGAAUCGACCAUGUUUGGCGAUCUUGGAUACAAAGUGGUGAAAGCGUUCUACAAUCCGCAUAUGAUGAAAUAUGCUCUUGGUGAAGGUCGCUCCUCCAUGAUGGCUCCCAUUGACCAGGAGGUAUUGGAGGUUCUGCGUAAUCCGGAUAGGUUUGUCAUGAUGCUUGAACAGGACCCAAAGUUUCGGGCACAGCUCAUGAAGAUCAACAGUGAAGCUGUUAUGAAGAUCGUUAGUCAAGCCCGAAUGCCGUAUCGGAACAUGUAUGGGAAAAGACAGGCAAUGAGACAGAUGAUGAUGAUGUCGCCACACGGGCUCGAGCGAGACUUGAUGGACAUGGAUCUGGAGGAGGAGGACAGGAUGAUGCACAUGGAGAUGCAGAUGAUGGGAGGAUUGGAUGAUGACGACAUGGUUUACCACAUGAAUCGGAGAGGUCCAUUAUCGAACGUCUCAUCCAUGCUGCGUGGUUUUCAAUCGAGAAACAAAUCGCCCAAGAGAAAUACACACAUUUCCACCGGUAUGACUCGCACAUCACCAGCAUCAUCUCCAAAACCAGUAAAUACAACAGGUACAGCUGCAAAGCCAGCAAAAAAGUCAUCAACUACAAGUACAAAUUCAGCAAAAACAACGUCAGCUACAGCUACGAAGUCAGCAGAAACAUCAAAUACAGCAACCGUAAAACCCACAGAACGCUCAUCAACUACAAAUGCAAACUCAGCAGAAACAACAGCAGCUACAGCUGCACAGUCAGCAGAAAACUCAUCACUAGCUAUGGCAACUGCAUCUGAAACAUCAACAAGUGGAAAGCUUACUGCUGGUGACUCUUCUGUUGACCCAAAGUCAGACAGUACUGAGGAUAAUAAAACUGUGACACCAGAAGGACAAGGCAAAUCUGAUGAGGUAGUUAAAGCUCCAAUACAGAGACAAACUACCACACAGCCGCUCGCCACUGUGUAUCCACCAGGCAUGACAAGAAAAGAAUCUGGUGCAGCAUUUGAUGAAACAGAGUUAAAGUCAGAAACUGCAGCCUCCCAAGGUAUAACAACAGACAGUGAUUGUCUGUCAUCGUCACAACAGGCUGGAGGUGGUGGAGAAAUUCAGUCCAAAUCCUCAGCAAAAUCAGAUGAUGAUGUUUCAUCACGUACUUUUGCAUCUACCGACAACAGAACUGGUAAAGGCCAUUUGGGAAAUGAAAAUAUACUAUCUAUGUUUAGUAGACCAUGGUCUGGUCGUGUUACACGUGGCAACUUUUAUCCUCAUGAUGAUGACAGUGACAGUGACAGUGAUGACGACGAACAAGAUGAUUUUGCAGGAUAUCAUACACCUCCAGAGUUUGAUGCCGAUCCCAGGGGAAACAAAUCUAGAAUAAGAAUAACAGUGGGUAAUGGUGGAACUGUUAUCACCACCUCGGGAUCACAUGAUGCAAACAACUCAAUACAGAUUGGGAACAGGAACAUCAUGUUUGUAACCUCUGGAAAGCGUGGACAGAACACAGAGUCUUCUAGUUAUUCAAAAAAAAUUAAGAAAACCUAUCCAUCUUCUAUAGAUGAUAACCCUGAUAAGGAUAAAGAUCACCCCAACAAGGAUAAAGAUCACCCUGACAAGGAUAAGGAUCACCCUGACAAGGAUAAGGAUCACACUGACAUGGAAAAGGAUAACCCGGACAAGGAAAAGGAUCACCCUGACAAGGAUAAUGAUCACCCUGACAUGGAAAAGGAUCACCAUGACAAGGAUACGGAUCACCCUGACAAGGAUAAGGAUCACCCUGACAAGGAAAAGGAUCACCCUGACAUGGAAAAGGAUGGUGGUGACCUCUGAAUGAUAGAUGAUGAUGAUAGUGUCUCGCAGAAUAUUAUGCAGUGAUGAUGAUAACGACACUCCUUUGAGAUGACUGCAAGACACCUUUUCAUCUUAUUGUUGUAUAAAUAUACAUGCAAAGCAAAUAUAAACUUGAACAAGAUUUUCAGAGAUUUAAAAAAAUGUCUUGAAUCUAUUGAUCAACAUACCAAAUGCAUGUGAUGUGUUUUGUGAACAUUUGAAUAAUCUGAAUGGAGAAACUAAUAUUUGAUAUGCUUUGAACUGUGCAUUUUUCUUUACAAUCUCUUUAUUAAUCAAAUGUUAAUAUUGAUGUACCCUCUGUUGUAUCCUACGGUCACCCUAUGACAAGAUAAAGCAAAGUGAUAACAUGUUAAUAGCAAUUAAGACGACAGUUUAAUGUAAACCAUAUUAAUUAUAACACACAUUAAUAUGGAUUGGUCAAUAGGCAAUGCUUGUUGUAAAGAACACCAAUGUUACCAUACAUACACAAUACAGAUGCAACAGUAAUCUGGACAUCAUUUUGUCAUGUUACAUAAGUCUAACUUGACUUGCUUACAAUUGAACUACAUUUUGUUAAUUGUACAGUCGUGACUGGUCUAACAGAUGUUAUGUUUGUCAUUGUACAUAUGUCUAACCUGUUGUAAAGACCACCAACGUUACAAUACAUACAAAAUACAGAUGCAACAGUAAUCUGGACAUCAUUUUGUCAUGUUACAUAAGUCUAACUUGACUUGCUUACAAUUGAACUACAUUUUGUUAAUUGUACAGUCGUGACUGGUCUAACAGAUGUUAUGUUUGUCAUUGUACAUAUGUCUAACCUGUUGUAAAGAACACCACCGUUACAGUACAUACAAAAUACAGAUGCAACAGUAAUCUGGACAUCAUUUUGUCAUGUUACAUAAGUCUAACUUGACUUGCUUACAAUUGAACUACAUUUUGUUAAUUGUACAGUCGUGACUGGUCUAACAGAUGUUAUGUUUGUCAUUGUACAUAUGUCUAACCUGUUGUAAAGAACACCAACGUUACAGUACAUACACAAUACAGAUACAACAGUAAUCUGGACAUCAUUUUGUCAUGUUACAUAAGUCUAACUUGACUUGCUUACAAUUGAACUACAUUUUGUUAAUUGUACAGUCGUGACUGGUCUAACAGAUGUUAUGUUUGUCAUUGUACAUAUGUCUAACCUGUUGUAAAGAUCACCAACAUUACAGUACAUGUACAAUACAGAUGCAACAGUAAUCUGGACAUCAUUUUGUCAUGUUACAUAAGUCUAACUUGACUUGCUUACAAUUGAACUACAUUUUGUUAAUUGUACAGUCGUGACUGGUCUAACAGAUGUUAUGUUUGUCAUUGUACAUAUGUCUAACCUGUUGUAAAGAUCACCAACAUUACAGUACAUGUACAAUACAGAUGCAACAGUAAUCUGGACAUCAUUUUGUCAUGUUACAUAAGUCUAACUUGACUUGCUUACAAUUGAACUACAUUUUGUUAAUUGUACAGUCGUGACUGGUCUAACAGAUGUUAUGUUUGUCAUUGUACAUAUGUCUAACCUGUUGUAAAGAUCACCAACAUUACAGUACAUGUACAAUACAGAUGCAACAGUAAUCUGGACAUCAUUUUGUCAUGUUACAUAAGUCUAACUUGACUUGCUUACAAUUGAACUACAUUUUGUUAAUUGUACAGUCGUGACUGGUCUAACAGAUGUUAUGUUUGUCAUUGUACAUAUGUCUAACCUGUUGUAAAGAUCACCAACAUUACAGUACAUGUACAAUACAGAUGCAACAGUAAUCUGGACAUCAUUUUGUCAUGUUACAUAAGUCUAACUUGACUUGCUUACAAUUGAACUACAUUUUGUUAAUUGUACAGUCGUGACUGGUCUAACAGAUGUUAUGUUUGUCAUUGUACAUAUGUCUAACCUGUUGUAAAGAUCACCAACAUUACAGUACAUGUACAAUACAGAUGCAACAGUAAUCUGGACAUCAUUUUGUCAUGUUACAUAAGUCUAACUUGACUUGCUUACAAUUGAACUACAUUUUGUUAAUUGUACAGUCGUGACUGGUCUAACAGAUGUUAUGUUUGUCAUUGUACAUAUGUCUAACCUGUUGUAAAGAUCACCAACAUUACAGUACAUGUACAAUACAGAUGCAACAGUAAUCUGGACAUCAUUUUGUCAUGUUACAUAAGUCUAACUUGACUUGCUUACAAUUGAACUACAUUUUGUUAAUUGUACAGUCGUGACUGGUCUAACAGAUGUUAUGUUUGUCAUUGUACAUAUGUCUAACCUGUUGUAAAGAUCACCAACAUUACAGUACAUGUACAAUACAGAUGCAACAGUAAUCUGGACAUCAUUUUGUCAUGUUACAUAAGUCUAACUUGACUUGCUUACAAUUGAACUACAUUUUGUUAAUUGUACAGUCGUGACUGGUCUAACAGAUGUUAUGUUUGUCAUUGUACAUAUGUCUAACCUGUUGUAAAGAUCACCAACAUUACAGUACAUGUACAAUACAGAUGCAACAGUAAUCUGGACAUCAUUUUGUCAUGUUACAUAAGUCUAACUUGACUUGCUUACAAUUGAACUACAUUUUGUUAAUUGUACAGUCGUGACUGGUCUAACAGAUGUUAUGUUUGUCAUUGUACAUAUGUCUAACCUGUUGUAAAGAUCACCAACAUUACAGUACAUGUACAAUACAGAUGCAACAGUAAUCUGGACAUCAUUUUGUCAUGUUACAUAAGUCUAACUUGACUUGCUUACAAUUGAACUACAUUUUGUUAAUUGUACAGUCGUGACUGGUCUAACAGAUCUUAUGUUUCUCAUUGUACAUAUGUCUAACCUGUUGUAAAGAUCACCAACAUUACAGUACAUACAAAAUACAGAUGCAACAGUAAUCUGGACAUCAUUUUGUCAUGUUACAUAAGCCUGACUUGACUUGCUUACAUUGAACUUCAUUUGUUUUAUUGUACAGUUGUGACUGGUCUAACAGAUAUUAUGUUUGUCAUUGUACAUAUGUCUAACCUGUUGUAAAGAUCACCAACAUUACAGUACAUGUACAAUACAGAUGCAACAGUAAUCUGGACAUCAUUUUGUCAUGUUACAUAAGUCUAACUUGACUUGCUUACAUUGAACUUCAUUUGUUUUAUUGUACAGUCGUGACUGGUCUAACAGAUCUUAUGUUUCUCAUUGUACAUAUGUCUAACCUGUUGUAAAGAACACCAACAUUACAGUACAUACAAAAUACAGAUGCAACAGUAAUCUGGACAUCAUUUUGUCAUGUUACAUAAACCUGACUUGACGUGCUUACAUUGGAACUACAUUUUUUAUUGUACAGUCGUGACUGGUCUAACAGAUGUUAUGUUUGUCAUUGUACAUAUGUCUAACCUGUUGUAAAGAACACCAACGUUACAGUACAUACAAAAUACAGAUGCAACAGUAAUCUGGACAUCAUUUUGUCAUGUUACAUAAACCUGACUUGACGUGCUUACAUUGGAACUACAUUUUUUAUUGUACAGUCGUGACUGGUCUAACAGAUGUUAUGUUUGUCAUUGUACAUAUGUCUAACCUGUUGUAAAGAACACCAACGUUACAGUACAUACAAAAUACAGAUGCAACAGUAAUCUGGACAUCAUUUUAUCAUGUUACAUAAACCUGACUUGACGUGCUUACAUUGGAACUACAUUUUUUUUAUUGUAGUCGUGACUGGUCUAACGGAUCUUAUGUUUCUCAUUGUACAUUAAUAUAUGUCUAACCUGUAUAUAACAGCCAUAUGUUCAUAACAGCCACCAUAAAUCUUGCCCAAUGCAUAUCUUUCUUUAUGUUACCUGUAUAACAGCCACCUGUUUAAUGUGGCCAGCGACUACUAUUUUGUUUUUACGAAAAGAAAUUAUUGAAUUUGCCAUAACAGCUACAAGAUAUACACAUGUAUUGGCCUGUCCAGUCACAAUAUAAAGUCAUUGUCUGACUUAAGUUGAAAUAAAAUAAGUACAUGCCCCAGUACAUCAUUAAUCAUAUUGGGGCGGGACAUAGCCCAGUGGUAAAGCGUUCUCUUGAUGCAUGGUCAGUGUAGGAUCAAUCCCCAUCAGUGGAGCCCUUGGGCUAUUUCUCGUUCCAGCCAGUGCUCCACAACUGGUGUA